Trametes versicolor FP-101664 SS1 is the source of this 573-nucleotide messenger RNA. Its product is annotated as HCNGP-domain-containing protein. The record is from RefSeq and is a predicted model, not a curated record. The annotation marks the transcript as partial. Gene Ontology annotation, biological process: regulation of DNA-templated transcription. NCBI's taxonomy places the organism in Eukaryota, Fungi, Basidiomycota, Agaricomycetes, Polyporales, Polyporaceae. Gene Ontology annotation, cellular component: nucleus. The transcript is spliced from 3 exons.
UCAGCUGAGCUUACUCGGCUAAGACAACUUCUUCGACCGCCGCCUAUGCCGGGCGUGGACGCUUGGGGGAUCCCGUCGGAGCCGGAUACACCGUGUGAUGAGACAAUAAAGGCGAAGAUUACUUCUUUUCUGGCGCUGAAGCGCGACUCGCACAACCCACGGCACUUCAAUGAUUCGCUCAUGUCCAACCGUGCAUUUCGCAACCCGCACCUGUACGCAAAGCUUGUCGAGUUUGUUGACGUGGACGAACGCACCACCAAUUUCCCGAAACGGGUUUGGGAUCCCAUGGAUGUGAAAGAGGAGUGGUUCGCAGACCAAAUAGCCGAUGCGCAGAAAGUCCGUUCUGAAGCGACUGCAGCCACCCAAUCUUCCACCGGCAAGCGCUCGCAUAUCGAGUUCGCUGCGGCACACAUGACUGCGUCCUCUUCCGCACAACAACUUCGCCAGUCGACUUCUGAAGGCAAACCUGCUCGGUACCAGCCUUACAACGUCCCCCCUCGCGGCGGAGCCGCACAAAAAGGCCCAGGCGAGCGUGUGCUGGGAGGUGGCAGAGGCAAAAGCCGUUGGGGAUAA